UGGGAACAAACAACACCAAUAAUUUCGAAAAAACAAGAAAAACCAAAAGCAAAAUUACAAAUGAGCCACCAAAGCCUCCUCUUUCCAUUCUCUUCCCCAACAAUCAAAAACGGAAAGGCCACAAUAUUCUACAUUUCCCAUAAUCACUAACUUUUCCCCGUUGGGUUGAUCAUUAUCAAUGAAAAAAAAGCUCAUAAAUUCCUGGCCGUCCGAUUAGAUGACUUAUGUCGCCGGCCUUCAUUGACUCUUCUGGAGCUCCGCCUCGCGCCACCACUCAAAACCCUAACGGUCAGAUUUUUCUCACCUCAUUUUCUUCUUCAUUUGAAUUUUUCGAUAGUAAAAGAAAUAUUUAUAAGACUAGUGCAAUUUCUGCUUCCUCGGAUACGAUUAAUCCAAUGGACCCUAAUUUCGGGUUCAAUUCUCCGGCAUUGGGCCCCACCAAGCCCGGUGAACUGUCGUCUAAGGCGGCUCCUCGGAUUACCCGGCGGAAGAAAGCCAUGCCAGCCCAUCAUCUCCGCUCAACGGGAGAUGACCCGGGUGUUAAUCCCUUUCGACCCGUAUCUGAAAUGAGUUCCGGGUCGGGUUUUCUUAAUUCGGGUCAUUUUGAUCUGAGAAGUGAUGCAUUUGCAUUUGGGGGCAGUAGAAUUGGUAGUAGUGACGGUAAUUUAUUUUCGAAUUCGAGAUUGGAUAGUUUUAUGGAGAAGAAUGAAGUAGCUGAUGAAAUUAUGAACUUGAGAAUUGGAAAAGAAAGAAGUGUGAAUUUGGGUGGAAAUGUGAAGAAAACGAGUGCGGAUAUUGAUGAGACGGCUGAGUGUGAUUUGCCAGAUUAUAUGAGACAGUUAAAUAUCGAGAAUGAUGGAAAGGUUAGGAGUUUCAGGGAAGAGCUCCAGAAUGAAUUGAAGAAAUUGAAUAUUAAAGAGAGUCUAAGUAAGAUUAAUUCUCAGAGCUUUGCUAAUCAGGGAAGUUGUGGAAGCUCAGAGACUGUUCCUCGUGAUAACAUGGAAAAUUUUAAGAUCGAAGAGUCACUGAGUGGUCGAGAGAAUAAAAAAAUCGAUAGUGGCUUAGGCCAAGAAGAUAAAAUGGGAAGUGGAAACUUGUCUUCAGUUACAGCAGAAUGUAAUCAGAAGCAGGCCCGAAAUUGGUCUGGUCCCAAGCCUGAUAAUGCUUCUGACUCGAUCCCUUCAGGGCUAAGUGAUAGUUUGAGUGAUAGUCAAGUGCGUUUGGAAGAUCAAAGUUGUACAACAUCGUCAUCGCCAUUUGUGGGCAGUGGUGUUCGUUUUGAUGGUUUUGGGAAUGCUGUUGAGGCUACAUUUCAGGAUAGAACUGAAAAGAAAGUUCAUUUUAGUUUUAGUAGCAAGUGGGAUGACAUGGGGAUGCAAAAUGUAGAGUUUAAAACACCGAAUAUGAUAGGAAACUUGAAUAGAAAAUUUGAAACAAAAAGGGAUUCGUCUAAAGCCACUAGAUCAAAGAAAAAGAAAGGGAAGUCAAAAAACCUCAAUCCAGUUCAGCUGAGUUCCACACAAGAUAUUAUCUUGGGGGAAAAUUUGCAGGAAAUUGAUGACUCUUGUGAACCGUAUUCUCCAAUGGAUAUUUCUCCCUAUCAGGAGACCCUGGCAGAGAGUAAUUUCUCAAGAGAAACUUCAGUAACAUCAGAAGAGACUCUCCAUGUUGAUGAUGAUUGUGCCUCAAAUGAGUCACGUCCAGCAGUUUCAAACGAUAUGACAGAUGAAGAACUGGUUGAUGCUGCAGAACGUCUGGAUAUAAAUGAUGAUGAAAAGUGCAAAGAGAAGGAAGAGGAAAAAUCUGCAUACUGUUUUGAUAAAGUAUUUAAUGCCGAGGGACCUUCUGAAGAGUCUAUAUCGGGGACCGAGACGGAAAGCUUCAAAUCUGCAACCGAACACUUAGACUAUAGCACUGAUAGCUUUGUGACUGCAGCUGAUACACUUGCCACAGGUUCGGAUACAGAAGUAAAUUCUGGCUUAGGGAUUGGGAAGCAGGAGGGUGAUGGGGACAGUCAUUUUGAUUUUGCUCCAAGAAUGGAAGAGAGUGGCCAGGGUAGUUUCAUCUUUGCUGCAUCUUCUGCUGCCCAAGGUCAAUCAUUGACAACAGCUCGUGCCUCCAAGAAGAAAAGUCGAUCAAAAGUUGGUCAAGAUUCACAUUGUUUGUCUCCAAAUAGCAGAGACUCGUACUCGUCAUCCCGUUUAGAUUAUUUUCCGGUCUCUGGAACGUGUGCACUUUCGUCCCCCAGGCAAGGUCGAAAAGGUGAUGCAUCUACCUUGUUGAACCAAACUGGUUAUAUUUCCGAGCCAGUUAAGAAACAGGAAUCCAAGGGAGAGAAUAACUCAAGUACAUCUGCCAGCAUAGUGGCCCAGGAAGCUUGUGAAAAAUGGCGACUCAGGGGAAACCAAGCCUAUGCAACUGGGGAUUUGUCUAAAGCGGAGGAUUUUUAUUCUCAAGGGGUGAACUCUGUUCCUGAAAAUGAGACAUCCAAGAGCUGUCUUAGGGCUCUGAUGUUGUGCUAUAGCAACCGUGCUGCAACUCGUAUGUCUCUUGGAAGAAUAAAAGAUGCUCUAGAAGAUUGUAUGAAGGCUUAUGCAAUAGAUCCCAGCUUCCUCAGAGUGCAAGUUCGAGCUGCAAACUGCUAUCUUGCCCUAGGGGAAGUUGAUGAUGCAUCAUUGCAUUAUAUGAAGUGCUUGCAAGCGGGGAGUGACGUCUGUGCGGAUCGAAAGCUUUUGGUAGAAGCAUCUGAGGGCCUAGAAAAGGCACAGAAAGUAUCAGAGUUCAUGAAGCAAUGCGCCGAAUGUUUGCAACAAGGAACGUCUGCUGAUGCGGAGACUGCAUUGGGUUUAAUUGAUGAGGCACUGAUUAUAAGUCCUUACUCAGAACAUUUACUUGAAAGCAAAGCUAAUUCUCUUCUUAUGCUACAGAGGUAUGAAGAUGUUAUUCAGUUGUGUGGUCAGAACCUUGGUGCCUUUGUAUCGAAAUUUGAUGUUUCUGACGCACAUAAGGACUCUCGUUCCUGGGUUUGGUGCUGUUCACUUGUUGUUAAGGCUCACUUUUAUGCUGGAAGGCUGGAGGAAGCUCUUGAAUUUUUGAGGAAGCAAGAGGAGUCACUCCCUGUCAUAGAGAAGGGUCAAAGCAAGAAUUUAGAAUCUCUCAUUCCUUUGGCUGGCACCAUACGUGAACUCUUACAUAAUAAGGGUGCAGGAAAUGAAGCAUUUCAAUCAGGGAGGCAUGCAGAAGCUGUACAGCACUACACUGCUGCUAUAUUAUGCAAUGUUGAGUCAAGGCCUUUUGCAUCAAUAUGUUUCUGUAAUCGAGCUGCUGCAUAUCGAGCUAUGGGUCAAUUUGCAGAUGCAAUAGCUGAUUGUAGCUUGGCUAUAGCCCUUGAUGGGAAUUACGUGAAGGCAUUCUCCAGACGUGCUGCUCUUUAUGAAUUGAUCAGAGAUUAUGGACAAGCAGCUCUUGAUCUACAAAGGCUUGUAUCUCUUCUCACCAGGAAAUUGGAGGAUAGAAUUUAUCAGUUGGCAUCAUCUGACAGAAUGAAAUAUAUAAAUGAGCUUAAGCAAGCUCAAAUAAAGCUUUCUCAGAUGGAAGAAGCUUCCAGAAAGGAAAUUCCCUUAAAUAUGUACCUCAUUCUGGGAGUUGAUCCAUCAGCAGCAGCAUCAGAAAUUAAAAAGGCUUAUAGAAGAGCUGCGCUCAAACAUCAUCCAGACAAGGCUGCGCAAUCUUUGGCUAGAAGUGAGAAUGGAGAUGAAGGGAUGUGGAAGGAAAUAGCAGAAGAAGUUCAUAAAGAUGCUGACAGGCUCUUCAAAAUGAUUGGAGAGGCAUAUGCAGUCCUUUCAGACCCUCUCAAGCGGUCACAAUAUGAUAUGGAAGAAGAGAUAAGAAAUGGUCAGAAUACAGGCAGUGGAAGAAACACAUCCAAAAUGCAUGCAGAUUUCCAGAAUUACCAGUUUGAGAGAGGUGGUGGCAGGUGGCAAGAGGGCUGGAGAUCCUAUGGGAGCUCCCAGUUUAGGAGUGCAGAAAGGAACCGAUCAAGCCGGUAUCCUUGAUACCUUUUAGAGGCUUCACAAUUGGAACUUAGAGCUGCUAGUCAAUUGACUUUACCUGAUGCCUUGUUACCACUGCUAUAACAUCUCGACAGUGUGUGGGUAGGCCAAGAGAUAGGUGAAAGGGUUAUAGCUGCUCCACGAGAUGGUCGAUAGACUAAGAUCUACAUCCAGUUUGGUUAUAGCUGCUCCACGAGAUGGCCAAGAUCUACAUCCAGUGUGGUUAUCAAACUUGAAAGCUUGAGUUCAUAAGCCACUUCAAGGCAUUAAAAGAAGUGAUCUUUUUGCUGAAUUUUGCCACCUAAAACCGAUGCUGCAGCUUUAUGCAUGUGCAUAUCUCCAUGAGAAUGAUGGUCGGGAUACUGUUGUCAUCAGUUUGUAUAGCAAAGAAGGAUGGUUUGUGAAUAUCUUAGUCUAGCAAAAAGAAUGGCAAAUCGCUACGUUCACCAAUGCAGUGGCAUGUUUUUACGCACGUACAGGAAGAUCUGAUGUCUUUGAACACUUGAAUUUCGAGUGAACUGUGAAAUACAAAUUUGACAAGAGUUCAACAAAAGGCUGGAGGACGGCCAUCUGACAGUGGACUGCAGACUGACUAUAUCUCUCUUUGAAGGCCAAGCACUAUAAUCCGACUUAAACAGAAUUGUCUCAGCAUGUUGCAUGUGUUUUCUUUUUGUAGUUAUGUGUCUUGAGGAAGCAUAUUGAUUUGUACAGCGGUUGCCAAUAUUGAUCAUUUGCAAAUUCGCUUGCUAGAGUGGAUUUUGUAAACGUAAAAAUGAACUUUUGUAAUCAACAGAAAAAACAAAGACAGGAAAUUUCUUGCUUUGGCAUUUAUUGAGAAUCAGAACUUGGUAGUAAAAUGAUUUUUAUACUUA
Molecule: messenger RNA, 4924 nt
Organism: Coffea arabica (coffee)
Lineage: Eukaryota; Viridiplantae; Streptophyta; Magnoliopsida; Gentianales; Rubiaceae
Molecular function (GO): protein binding
Source: RefSeq, a predicted model, not a curated record